AUGGAAUUGCUCGUCCACGAAGAAACGGAGCGCGCGUUCUGGAUCAAUCUUGAAACUAUACAGCUGAUAGAUUUGUUUAUUACGGUUAAAAGUUGCAAGUGGGGUACAGUAUUUGUAAAAUAUUUUGCUCGAAAAACUAACUGGUCAAAACAACUUCAAAUACAGUCUAAUCCUGAACUUGUCUUUAUGGACUUGGCUCGUCUGGGUGUCUUUUGCCCCAAACACAAACUUAAACGCGUAAUUUUGUUGUAUGAGCAUGGAUAUUCUAUAAAAUACAAGGACUCAAGAGCACGCCAGGAAGAUUCUGCUUUACCAUUUAGGAUUAUCAAUCUAAAGCGUCGCAAGCAAAAAAUCGCCCUUGGCCUCUUUGUUAUGGUGCUUCUCUUUCCUUUCACACAGAAAUUUAAAAAAAGCAUCAUAGAAACUCUGAGUCUGGCUAGAUCAACAUGUGAUUUGUCUCUCCUAUCGGUGCAACCUUCUUCAGCUCAACGCGUAUCGACUUUGGGGGUAUUUAUCUCGCCUCCUAAACACCCUGUUGUAUCUAAGAGCAAGAAAAAGAAUAGCCGGCUGACCAAAUUGGUAAACAACCGGAAUACAAACAAGUUCAUUGAUAGCCGUCCUAUCAUUCUUCCCUGUGCAUGAUCGAGCCCCCAACUGCUGAAGAAAGGAUGACCAAGAAAACUAAAUUGGGCAAGCAGUAGGCUCUGUAGUUGGGAAGUAAAAUAACUAGAAUACAAAUAUCAAAGUCUGAUUGCAAAGAAAUAAAAAGUUUUGAUACAUGAAUAAAACUAAAAUGGCUAUAAGCGUGUGUUCAAAAGAGCAUCACAUUAAUAUUCA
Molecule: messenger RNA, 837 nt
Organism: Mucor mucedo
Lineage: Eukaryota; Fungi; Mucoromycota; Mucoromycetes; Mucorales; Mucoraceae
Exons: 3
Coding region: 1-642 (213 amino acids)
Source: RefSeq, a predicted model, not a curated record